CAGUUAAUUUACAUAAAGCGGGCGGCCUCUCCUGGAAUGCGAACUGGAAGAGCAUCUUCAGAUGCAGAGAGGAUGUGGUGGACGUAGCCAGAUGACAUUCUCAGAUUGUGCAUGACAAUUAAUAAUUUGGAGGUAUCGAAGCAUAAUAAUAAAAAGAUACAUUCUCGGAAUUAUUCCUUUAAAUUUCUCAUAUCCUCAGGGAAUCGAGUGGCGUCGGUCAUCUCAUACCGAACAAUCGAAUGACGUGGGAAGCAAGUGACGGAGGAAGAAAAAUGAAUUUUUAAACCAUAGAAAGGAGGACAGUUCAGUGACAAUCAAGGAUGCAACAGCAGAAGCGAUAGAUAUUGGAAUCGGGACAUCUACAAUCAUCACGCUCAGUUGCUGGAGAUCGAUUCAACCGCCUUCACAAACUUCACGGGACACCAUUCAGGAUAACGCGAGUAUUCUUGUAUUUAAAGCUUGUGAAAGACAGACAUGUGGACAUUUCUGGGCAUCGCCACGUUUACCUAUCUGUACAAGAAGAGCGACGCCGCUUGGUCCUGUCCGAGCAAGGAGGUCAUUCUGACGGCCCUGCUCUUAGUGGUGCUGGCCUUCCUUCUGUCACGCGUGUCGGCGCCUUCCCGCUUUCUGAGGUUGUUAGCCGCGCUGCCCCUCUCUCGGUUCUUCCUCCCCGAGCACGAGAGUCGAAACAAACAGAACACGAGUUGUCAGGAUGAUGGGAGGUCUUUGGAUUCAAGUAAGACAGCAGCCUCAUUGAGGGGCAUCUGCCCUGUCCUCAGUGACUCAGAGAUUGUCAUUGUGGGCGCUGGAGUCCUUGGUUCAGCCAUGGCGGCUGUCUUGGGGAGGGAUGGUAGGAAAGUGACUGUAAUCGAGAGAGACAUGAGGGAACCGGACAGAAUUGUUGGGGAACUUCUGCAGCCUGGUGGAUUUCGAGCGUUGAAAGAGCUUGGACUUGAAGGUGCAGUCGAAGGUGUCGAUGCUCACACAAUAAAAGGCUACAUGAUUCACAACAGCGAGACCAGAACGGAGGUGGAAAUUCCUUAUCCUGUGGUAGAAAGUGCAGUUCAAUGUGGAAAAGCGUUCCACCACGGACGCUUCAUCAUGGGCCUGCGGAGAGUAGCAUCUGCUGAAGCCAAUGUAAAAUUUAUUGAAGGCACCGUUACAAGUCUGAAAGAGGAAGACGGUCGAGUCACUGGUGUGAUAUAUAGAGACAAAGAAAGUGGGGAAGAAAAGGAAAUCUAUGCCCAAUUGAUAGUGGUUGCUGAUGGAUGCUUUUCCAGAUUCAGGAAAAACUUAAUCUCUGGUAAAGUCAGCAUUUCAUCCCAUUUUGCUGGCUAUAUCAUGAAGAAUGCACCGCAAUUCAAGGCAAAUUAUGCUGAAUUAGUUUUGGCUAACCCCAGUCCAGUCCUCAUCUACCAGAUCUCUUCCACAGAAACACGGGUCUUGGUAGACAUCAGAGGUGAAAUGCCAAAGAAUAUAAAGGAUUAUAUGAUUGACCACAUUUAUCCACAGCUACCAGAACAUUUAAAAGAACCUUUUCAAUCGGCAGUCCAGAAUGAUCGAGUGAGAACUAUGCCUUCGAGUUUUUUGCCUCCAUCACCUGUAACUAAACCAGGAGUUCUGCUUUUGGGAGAUGCCUAUAAUAUGAGACACCCAUUGACUGGCGGGGGAAUGAGUGUUGUUUUUAAUGAUGUCAGAAUAUGGAAAGCCCUUCUGCAGAAAAUUCCUGACCUCUGUGAUGAUACUGCCAUGCUGCAGGCAAAGAAGAAAUUUCACUGGGAAAGAAAGACGUCACAUUCAUUUGUUGUGAAUGUCUUGGCACAAGCCCUGUAUGAACUAUUUGCUGGAACAGAUGAAUCCCUGCAUCAGUUGAAGAAGGCCUGUUUCUUGUAUUUCAAACUGGGCGGCAAGUGUGUUACAGGACCUGUUGGAUUGCUGUCCAUUCUGUCUCCAAACCCAAUGACGCUGAUCGGCCACUUCUUUGCUGUCUCCAUUUAUGCCAUUUAUUUUGCUUUCAAAUCAGAGCCUUGGAUUACAAAACCACGUGCCUUCUUCAGCAGUGGGGCAAUUUUGUACCAUUCUUUGGCAGUAAUAUUACCUCUCAUCUACUCAGAACUAAAAUAUUUGAUUUACUGAGACUUCUGCAAGUGAAUAAUGAAAAUGGACAGUGAUAAAGUUAUUUUUGUUUUCCAAGUAUGUUUGAUUCUUAUUGUUUAGUUAGUAGCAUAUCAUCGUUUCCACCUGUUUAAAAAAAAAAAAAAAAAAAGCCUUCUGUGGCGCUUUGCCAUUUGCUUACAAAAGAAAACAUUUCAGAGUAUCGGACAAGUGUGGCAUUUGAUCUUUGGUCACAUCUGCCAGGAUGGAGUCCGCCAGUGA
Erpetoichthys calabaricus (reedfish) is the source of this 2376-nucleotide messenger RNA. It is a transcript of the gene sqlea, whose product is annotated as squalene epoxidase a. Gene Ontology annotation, cellular component: membrane; endoplasmic reticulum. NCBI's taxonomy places the organism in Eukaryota, Metazoa, Chordata, Cladistia, Polypteriformes, Polypteridae. Gene Ontology annotation, biological process: cholesterol metabolic process; sterol biosynthetic process. The record is from RefSeq and is a predicted model, not a curated record. Gene Ontology annotation, molecular function: squalene monooxygenase activity; flavin adenine dinucleotide binding. Bases 475 to 2136 code for a protein of 553 amino acids. The transcript is spliced from 11 exons.